Polyodon spathula (Mississippi paddlefish) is the source of this 1254-nucleotide messenger RNA. Its product is annotated as calcium-responsive transcription factor-like. The transcript is spliced from 7 exons. Gene Ontology annotation, biological process: regulation of transcription by RNA polymerase II. The record is from RefSeq and is a predicted model, not a curated record. The annotation marks the transcript as partial. Gene Ontology annotation, molecular function: DNA-binding transcription factor activity, RNA polymerase II-specific; RNA polymerase II cis-regulatory region sequence-specific DNA binding. Gene Ontology annotation, cellular component: nucleus. NCBI's taxonomy places the organism in Eukaryota, Metazoa, Chordata, Actinopteri, Acipenseriformes, Polyodontidae.
UCUCCCCCCAGGAUUUACAUCAAGAAGGUAAAGAAGUUCCCUGAACACAGAGUGCCGACAGACCCCAAAAUCGACAAGAAAAUUGUCAGACAAGAACAAGAGAAAGCUUUUUUGAAUCUCAGGAAGAGCCUCUGGGAGGCAGGAGGAGUGUUGAGGUAUUAUGUUCAGCUGCCCACUCAAAAAGCCCACCAGUACCAUGAUUUGGAGACUGCGUACUUCCCUCCGCCCACGACUCAGCUCCCCCUGUCUGCGCCUGAGGAAGAGGAGCUGGAAGAGGAGGAGGAGGUGCCGGGAGAGGACACUAGCUGCGUUCCCUCACGCCUGCACCCACGAGUGGCUGAGAAGAUCUGUGAGCUGGUCUCUCAGGGAUACGACCAGGUCUACAUGGUCAGGAAACAGCUCAGGAAAUUCGUAGAGCAAAAGAUGUUCAAAGCAGACGAGGUUCCUGAAAGACACAACCUGUGCUACUUUCCAACAGUGAAUGACAUUAAGAAUCAUAUCCACGAGGCACAGAAGGCUCUUCACCAGGAAAAUCCUGAUUACAAUCCAGAGGCAGUUGAUACAAGGCUUCAGUGGACUACAGACAGUGGAAACCCAUUAACAGAGACAGUGACAUUGACACUUGCUCCAACAACAAUGGAAGAAGCCCCGGUGGAUUUGAUGAUCUCAAAGGCAGGGAAUCUGGAAGUCAGUGACACUCUGUCUCCUGAGGCAGUUCAGCUUCUCAGCUCCUUCUCCUCCCUACAGCCCAAGAUAUUUGCACAGUUACAGGGAUUCCAUCUGCAGCCCACAUUCAAUCUCCAUGAUGGGUUGCCUGCACUGAUGGCAGUGAAUGCCCAGCCCCUCCCAGCAGUCAGCCAGGCUACAGAGAUCCUGGACUCAGGAAGCCUCUCCACCUCCCACCCUCUGCUCGUGAGUCCCACGCAGUUCCUGCAGCCUAGCGCCUCCCUUUCAGAGAAUGUGAUGGCGCCGCCCACCCUGGUCAAUGUGUCCAUCCCUGACCCCAGCCUCCUGGGCAUGGGCCAGCUGGUGGCAGUGUCUGCUGUAGGGGAGAGCUCCAUGGAGGGGGGUGUGCACCAGAUCCUCCUGGAAGAUGGGCAGACCAUUCCAGUGCACAUUGUGGAUGACCCGGCCAGUAUUGCUCAGACCAACUCAGUCUGCUCGAGCCUGGUAAAAGUGGAAGCUGAUGACAGGAGCAUUUCAGAAGGUGGCAAUGCAAGUGGGCACUGACCAGACAGACCAGAACCCUGCCUU